AUGGCGGCUGACGAGAGAAAUCUCACGAUAAGACGCGGCCAAUUAAAAGGCACGGUUACGAGAUUCUUGACUUACCUACAAAGUGAAGAAUUGGAUCCAAAUCAAGUAUCAUUAAGAAGGGAAAAAAUCGAAGAAGUUUGGCAUGAAUUUGACCAAAUUCAAACGGCACUUGAAUUGACGGAGAAUUUAAACGAAAGCACGGCGUAUCGUAAGGAGUUCGAAGAUCUAUACUUUAAGGCUAUAGUAGAAGCAAAUAAAAUUGUAUCACUAGGAAUGGUAAAGGAGACUACCUCUGAACGAGGAAGUAUGGCGAUAGCGAGCGAAAGAAGUACAGGGAGAAACAGUAUGGCGCCUCAAGUGAAAUUAGCAGCAUUAAAAGUACCUGUUUUUAAUGGGGAUUAUUUAGAAUGGGCGUCGUUUUAUGAUACAUUUACGGCAUUGGUACAUACACACCCGGACCUAUUGCCCGUAUCGAAGUUUUUUCAUUUGCGCGAAGCGCUAUCAGGAGAGGCGUUGAACUCGAUAAGAAGUUUGGAGACCACAGCAAAUAAUUAUGAAAAAGAGUGGAGCAUUCUGUGUGCUAGGUAUAAUAAUAAAAAAGUGCGAAUUCAAGCUCAUGUGCGGGCAAUAUUUGAUUUGGAUGCGCUGCAGAGUGACUCGGCAAUAAAACUUAGGUAUUUUUUCGAUGCGUUGUCAGGUCACAUGCGAGCUCUAGAGGCGUUAGAGCAAGAACCGGAAAGUUGGGGGCCGUUAUUAAUGCACUUAAUUAGUACCAAAUUAGACAAAAAAACGUUACAAGAGUGGGAGGCGGGCAGCCCUAAAGACAGGAUUGCUGAAGUUUCAGAGAUAAUGCAAUUUCUGGAAAAUCGAUUUAAAAUAUUAGAAGCCAUCGAAUCAGCGAAAACUGCGGGUUUAAAGUGUUACGUGUGUCAGUUGCCGCACACUAUCUAUAAAUGUCCAACGUUAAUUGCUUUACCGAUAAAAGAGAGAAUAAAUAAAGUAACUGAAUUAAAAUUAUGUAAGAUUUGUUUACGUCAGCACGAAAAUAAAAAGUGCUUUGCGAAAUAUUGCUUCAAGUGUUCGAAGCCGCAUAAUACAUUGUUGCAUUUAGCACAAAUUAAAAAUGCAGAACAAGGUAACAAAAAUUCAACUGAAAAUGCAGAAGAGAGCACGUCGGCGGCAUCGUCAUCAAUAAGUGCGCAUACGCUGGUACAAAAUGACGAACAGGUAUUAUUAUCAACAGCGGUGGUGCAUAUACACAAUGCUAGCGGUGAAAACGUCGAAUGCCGUAUAUUGUUAGAUUCCGGCUCACAGUGUAAUUUAAUUACCGAAAAUAUGGUUCAAAAUAUAAGAUUAAAAAGGUAUCAAGUGCAGCACACAGUAAUGGGUAUCGGUGGGAUAACACAACCUGUUACGCGGGCUGUAAAUGUUUCAAUUACAUCGCGAUAUAAUAGUUUCAAUUUAAUAUUGACCUGCCUAGUGGUACAAAAGAUCACACAUUGUAUGCCUAAUAAUGAGGUUGAAAAUUGCGUAGCUCCCAAUGAUAUAAAUCUCGCGGACCCGUUAUUUAGACGUCCGCAAAAAAUAGAUUUGUUACUAGGGAACAAACAUUUCUUCGAAAUAAUAUGUGCCGGCCAAAUUAAACAGCACGUGGCCGGACCGAUAUUUCAGGAAACACGUUUCGGCUGGGUGGUAGCUGGACCGGUCUUAAGAAAGAGCUGUAAGGAUACCAAGAACGUAAGUAGCGUAACACACACGACAGCGUGUGUGGAAAAUGACGCGCAUUUUGAAAAUUUGGUAUCAAAGUUUUGGCGUAUAGAAAAAUUGGAGACGGACCCACCUUUAACAUUAGAAGAAAAAAUGUGUAGGAGUCAUUUUGACAAAACAGUCCAACGGGACAAAACCGGACGUUUUAUUAUCCGUUUGCCGUUUAAAAAUACAAAUAACGCGUCCGCAUUAGGAAAAUCGUAUCAGAUCGCAAGGCGGCGAUGGGCGGCGACCGAGAAUAGACUCCGAAAUAAUAUACCUCUACGCGAAGCAUAUACGCAAUUUAUGCACGAAUAUGAAGCGUUAGGCCAUAUGGAACGGGUAAUUGAAAAAGAGGACGAGGAAAAUAAAAAGAGUUGCUAUUUGCCACAUCACGCGGUUAUAAAUGAAAAUAGUACGACGACCAAGGUGAGGGUGGUGUUUGACGCGUCCUGUAAGACAGAAUCUGGCAACAGCUUGAACGAUUUAUUAUUAAAAGGGCCCGUUUUGCAGGACGAACUAGUAUACAUACUAGCGCGUUUCCGUACCUAUAAUUAUGUCUUAUCAGCUGACAUUACAAAAAUGUACCGACAAAUUAAAGUAGCUAACGAAGAUUGUAACUAUCAGCGGAUAUUGUGGCGAGCCGAUCCAAAAAUGCCAAUACAAGUUUAUCGUCUUACCACAUUAACUUACGGUACAGUACCUGCAGCUUUCAUAGCAACAGCUUGUUUAGAAAAAUUGGCUGAGACAGGAAACGAUUACCUACGUGCACGUGAAUCCAUAAAAAGGGAUUUUUAUAUGGAUGACUAUUUGAGUGGCGCGUCAACAAAAGAAGAAGCUAUAAGGUUAAAACAUGAAGUACUGUCAAUAUUAGGGCAAGCGGGUUUCGAGCUACGGAAGUGGUCGUCCAAUGACCCUAGUAUUAUAAAUAGUAAUAUGUCGGUCGGUGACAAAGGUGCGGGUAACGACGUGCGUGUUUUCGAUUGUGCGAUAACAAAAAUACUAGGCCUAUUCUGGGAACCGAGCGACGACGUAUUACGGUAUAAAGUAAGCGAAUACGUUGAAAAUACGGAAAUUAUUAACAAACGAAAAAUACUGUCCGAAAUAGCUACAAUAUUCGACCCCCUCGGUUUAGUAGGUCCAGUGGUAGUAGUAGCUAAAUUAUUUAUGCAAAAUUUAUGGCAGUUACGUGUAAACUGGGACGAACAAUUACCGAAAGACGUAUCCGACGAAUGGCUACAAUACAAAAAAUGUUUACCGCGACUAAAUAAACUAGUAAUUCCGCGUAUGAUUAUUAGUAAACAUAAAAUCAUAAAUAUCCAAAUUCAUGGAUUUGCUGAUGCAUCGACAAAAGCUUAUGGCGCAUGUUUGUAUUUACGUAGUACGGACGAAGUAGGUACACAUACAGUGAGACUUAUAUGCGCCAAAUCUAAGGUCGCACCGUUAAAAACGAUAUCAUUACCGAGACUAGAACUAUGUGCUGCGUUACUAUUGGCGCGUAUGCAGCAUCGUGUAAUUCCAAAAUUACGACUAGAAAUAGAGAGAAAAUAUUUUUGGUCGGAUUCUACUAUUACUCUUGCUUGGAUCUCGUCACCGUCCACCAGGUGGAAAACAUUUGUUGCCCACAGGGUUGGAGAGAUUCAGGAUUUAUCCUGCACUAGUGAGUGGUCCCACGUUAGUACACACGACAAUCCAGCUGACUUAAUAUCGCGCGGGUGUGAUGCGUCACAAAUUGCGGCUAUGGAAUUAUGGUGGUAUGGCCCGAAGUGGUUGUGUUUAAAUAAAGAGGAUUGGCCGGCAAAAAAUGAGGUUUUACACCAUCAAUUAAAUGGUAAAAAUAUUCCUGAAAAACAAAACGUUAUAGAAUUUUCCGGUAUUACCACGGAUACAUUUUCUAUAUUUGACAAGUAUUCGUCGUUGAAUAAAAUAAUACGAAUUACCGCCUAUUGCGUGCGUUUUUAUAAUAAAAUAAAAGAACCAAAAAGAGCAGAGUGCGGAGUUUUAACAACAACUGAUUUACAUAAUGCAAAUUUGCGACUUUUAAUUAAAGUACAAAAGGACCAUUUUGAAAAGGAGUUAAAUGAAUUAAAUUCGGAAAAUGGUCAGGUAUCGUCGAAAAGCAAGUUAUUCAGAUUGAGACCGUUUCUCGACGAAGAGGGAUUAAUCCGUGUGGGCGGGCGGCUAAAAAAUGCGUUAUCAUUAGGCAUUUUUCAAAAGCACCCCAUAUUAUUACCAAAAGAGUCCGCGUAUACAAAUUUGUUGUUUCAACGGGAGCAUGAACAGUUAUUACACGGGGGUCCACAAGCAAUGUUAGCGUCGAUCCGGCUGAAAUAUUGGCCACUUAAUGCCCGGAAUAUAGCUCGAAAGACCGUGUACCGUUGUGUGAAAUGUUUUCGAAUGAAGCCUACCGUGGUACAACCAAUCAUGGGUAAUUUACCUAGAGAGCGUGUAGAAAUCCAAUCUCGUGCAUUUCAAAUCUGCGGUGUCGAUUUCGCGGGGCCUAUAAUGGUAAAACAGAGUUUAAGGCGAAAUGCACCCGCGACAAAAGGGGUAGAAGCGUGUUUAAAUUCUCGGCCUUUAACGGCUUUGUCCUCGGAUCCUUCCGAUUUAUUAUACAUCACUCCAGCUCAUUUCCUAAUCGGAGACUCCCUAAUGUCUAUACCGGAGCGGGAUGAAACAAAUACUCAGGUAAACCGGUUAGACCGUUGGCGUCGCGUUCAACAAUUCUCACAAAUUUUGUGGAAGCGUUGGAGUCGAGAGUAUUUGCAUCAAUUGCAAGAGAGGUCAAGAUGGGCUAGUGAAAAGGGACCCAAAGUGGAUAUCGGCAGUGUAGUUUUAAUUAGUGAAGAUAAUCUGCCACCCUUACGGUGGAAAAUCGGACGAGUGAGAGAGGUGACACGGGGAAGUGACAACAUCAUUCGUACCGCGGUAGUAAAAACGGUUGAUGGCGAGUUAACCCGGGCAGUGCGUAAGCUGUGUCCACUACCAUUCGAAGGCAAUGAUGGUUAA
Messenger RNA from Macrosiphum euphorbiae (potato aphid), 4755 nucleotides. The record is from the annotation of a GenBank genome assembly. Lineage: Eukaryota; Metazoa; Arthropoda; Insecta; Hemiptera; Aphididae.